AUGCACCUCAGUUAUUUAAAAAAUAUUCUGCCACAUCAGGAAUCGUUGUUGCCACUCACUUGCUUGGCUUGGGCACCUAAUGGCUCCAGACUGGCAGUAUCGAUCGUCGACAACUCGGUACUACUUUUUGACGGGGAUGGCAGCCGAAGGGACAGAUUUAGCAGCAAACCUGUCGACCCUAGGUACGGUAAAUCAAGCUACGUAAUCACAGCGUUGACCUUCUCUCCAGACUCGGUUAAGCUCGCCGUUGGGCAGUCGGAUAAUAUCCUGUUUGUUUAUAAGCUGGGCCAAGAUUGGUCCAGCAAAAAAGUCAUCUGCAAUAAGUUUCUGAACCAAUCCUCAGUCACGUGCUGCCUUUGGCCUUCAGAUCAGAAGAUUAUUGUUGGUCUAAACGAUGGAAGGGUACGUGUAGCGAACGUCAAAAGUAACAAAUCAUCAACGUUUUACAAUGGCAAGGUUGCGGUAAUUUCUUUGAAAACGGUUUUCUCCGCGCAUGCUGAUGGAACAGUGAUGAAGAUAUCACUUGAAAAGAUCUGCACUCAUACGUGUUGCCCGCAGGUGCUAUUAUGUUCAAGAAGUACCGUCGUUGCGGCUGGUAGUGACAAACGCGUUUUGGUGUACGGGUAUGACGGUCAGGUGCAGCAGCAGUACGAUUUCAGCGUGGACGAGGAAGAACGCGAGUUCAGUGCGGGGGCGAUCUGCCCGAUUGGUCAGUCAACCUUUGUCAUCGGUAGUUAUGACAGAAUCCGUGUAUUCGAACGGGACACAAGGAAGAAAGCAUGGAAUGACGUUAAAACGAUUGCAAUCAAAAAUUUCUACGCUGUGACCUCGCUCGCGUGGGCGUUUGAUGGCACCUGCAUUGCAGCAAGCGUUUCCGGUGGGGUCGAUCUAUUCCGUUGUAAUCUCCAAACCUCGGUUAUAAGUGCAAAUUUUGAGAGCACCUUCAUUGGACCAAGUCAGGUGCUACUGAGAAACGUCCAUAACGAAGCGAAUUUCAUAAUACGUUCAACGUUAGGCCUUGAGAUCAAGAUAUUCAAGCUUAUGGCCAAAGAAAGCUACGUCAUGGCUCAGACCGACCGUUCGUUGAUACUGUUUGAACUGGAAACAGGGAAAAGCAGCGAGGUGGCGUGGAAAUCAGCAGGAAACGAGCGGUUUUAUUUCGAUUUCGCAAAUGCAUGCUUAGUGUACAAUGCCGGCGAAAUGUCGGUAAUCGAGUACGGUCGAAAUGAUAUCCUUAUCUCCGUCACUACGCAACGUUUUAAUCCGCAUCUUGUGAGCCAAGUGGUCGAAUUUAACCAUGAGUCUAAAAUCGAUUGGCUCGAACUGAACGAAACCGGCAAGUUUCUUCUGUUCCGGGACAGAAAAAUGGAUGUACAUCUGUACGACGUGAAGACAGACCAAAAGCACCUUUUGCAGCAUCGUUGUGGAUUUGUCCAGGUAUCCGAGUUGAUUUUGUACUUCAGUGGGUUCCCGGCAGUGACGUUGUGGUUGUCGAGUCCCGGGAGCAUCUUUACGUCUGGUAUAACAUUCAAGUGCGAGAACCUGUUCAGAGCAGGUGGAAAAACCAACGUGGUCGUAAAAGACGUCUCAGGUGAACUGAACUAUACGCUUGACGAAAAUUUGAUCGAAUAUGCAACGGCGAUGGAGGACGGAGACUUCUUUCGGUAG
Soboliphyme baturini is the source of this 1668-nucleotide messenger RNA. The record is from the annotation of a GenBank genome assembly. NCBI's taxonomy places the organism in Eukaryota, Metazoa, Nematoda, Enoplea, Dioctophymatida, Soboliphymatidae.